AUUGAAAUGGCGCGCGUGGCCGGAAGCGCUUUGUGCUCUGUCGUGCGGCGCGCGCCGAUCCGCGUCACUCCGGUCUGCACGGACACAACAGUAGAGAUAGAGAGAAAACGCAGCAGAGAUGCAGAGAUAAGGGCCAGGCAGUCAUUUAUGGACUGAAAAAAAUAAUUGUAGCUUUAUUUAGAAUAGGUCCAUCAUCAUCAUCAGCCUUCCUCAUGGUGCUCUUUUACCAUCAACCACUCAGCCACUAUCAUGACUAAUCUACUCUAAAUAAUCAUCUCAGGUGACAUUGUAGGUAACCAUCUAAACCGUUAUCUCUCUCUCUCUCUCUCUCUCUCUCACACACACACACAGGAUUUUGCGCCAGCAUUGCGCGCGCGCGCACACACUGUUUGUUGGGACAGAAAUGAGAAUAAAUGGAAAUGAAUGUGAGCCUAAAGAAUGACGGCGCGCGUGCACAUGUGCGCAGCAGGAUGAGAUGUUAAUGUGGUGAGGCGGGCAGAGCGCAGCUGAUUGGAGCCCUAAUCCCUUUCCCCCCGGGGCCGUUUUCAGAGCCCCGAGCCAGAAUUCCUGCUCUGCUCUCCUCCACUGUUAUUCGGGAAGGAUCUCUGGCUUCAGCGCACUCUCUUCCUGUCUCACACUCCAACCACAAACGGAACCGUAAAGCCAAAAAAAGAGGCAGAGAGACGAUCGAUCGACGCCGACUGAGCCAUGACUUCCAAGGAGGGAAGAAGCAUGUCUCGCCUCUCUUUGACCCGCUCUCCAGUGUCUCCUCUGGCUGCGCAGGGCAUCCCUCUUCCUGCUCAGCUGACUAAAGCCAACGCCCCCGUCCACAUCGAUGUAGGAGGACACAUGUACACCAGCAGCCUAGCUACACUCACAAAGUACCCAGACUCAAGAAUCAGUCGGCUGUUUAACGGCACGGAGCCCAUCGUGUUGGACAGUCUGAAACAGCACUACUUUAUUGACCGGGACGGGGAGAUUUUCCGUUAUAUUCUCAGCUACCUCCGCACCAGCAAACUGCUUCUUCCUGAAGACUUCAAGGAGUUCCAGCUGCUGUACGAGGAGGCGCGUUAUUACCAGUUGAGCCCCAUGGUGAAGGAGCUGGAGCGCUGGAAGCAGGAACGAGAGCAGCGGCGGGGAGCUCAGCCCUGUGAAUGCCUGGUGGUGCGCGUGACCCCUGACCUUGGCGAGAGGAUCGCCCUGAGUGGAGACAAAGCUCUCAUCGAGGAGAUCUUCCCCGAGACGGGCGACGUCAUGUGCAACUCGGUCAACGCCGGCUGGAACCAGGACCCUACUCAUGUUAUUCGCUUUCCGCUGAACGGAUACUGCAGACUCAAUUCUGUACAGGUGCUGGAGAGAUUGUUCCAGAAAGGCUUCACCAUGGUGGCAUCGUGCGGCGGAGGAGUGGACUCGUCUCAGUUCAGUGAGUACAUCCUGAGUCGGGAGGAAAGACGCUGUCAGACCAUCCACACGCCCAUCCGGAUAAAACAGGAGCCACUGGACUAGCCCAAAGCCUCCAUCAGACCUGCAAAAGAUCAGCUAUGGACUAGAAUGAGCUGGUGUGUACUUCUCUGCCGGCUCACUGGACUAUAAGGAGCCCAUCAUGAUGGAACUCUAUCUAAACAACGAAAGACAUCUGACUGAACACCAAGACUCAGUAGAGGGACAUGUUCAAAAUGUCAAGAUUACGUUUCUGUAUAAUUUGGUCUUCCACUCACAUUAACACUGUUGGUAUAGUAUUCAGUCAUGCCCUUGUUUGUGUUUAAAGCAGAAUUCUUUUUGCACACUAAUCCACAUUCCAGUUUUUCCACUGUGGAACAUCUCAUACUCCAGUCUUCUAUAAAUCAGAUCCUUGCAUGCUCUUGCCAUCAUUUCCGAGCGCAUUGGUGUUUUUAUGAUGAUUGUGGAGUGUAGAAGGACUGGCUGGCUGGCUGGCAUUGUGCUCAAACUGAUAGCGAUCCCAGUUUCUCUUCUCUGAGUAUCCUCCGAUGAUGCAUUAGCAAGGGAGUGAUUCUUUCUGAUCUUCUGUUGCUGUGUGAUCCGCAACAUGACAGGCAUGAUGGUUGAAUGCUUUACCAGAAGCAUUCUAGGUGUGUGUGUGUGUGUGUGUGUGUGUGUGUGUGCUAGAUCUGUGUCGUGUCAACCAAAAUAUCACUUGUUCAUUACAGAAAAUACAUCAGAGGAUCAGAUGAGAAAAUAUCAAAUCCAAUUCAAUACCCACCCAAGCCAUGUGUAUUGGUGCAUCCAUAGUUAAUGUCUUGUAGUUGACUUGUAGUUACAACACGGCCAGAGGAAAGCGUGUGUAAGGCUAGGUUCAGACAAACAGCUCACAUCCAAUGGCAAAUCUCAUUUGAGCAGGAAAGAGUGUCUGCUGUCUGAACAGCAGAAAAUACAUGCAGUCAGAUUUUUUCCAAUUAGAUUUAACCGACAUUUGUAUGUGGCUUAAAUGAUUAAAAUCUUAUUUCCAUAGUUGCGACACUCUUCAAAUUACACUAGAUUUCAGGAUUUAAAAAUCAAUUAUAUUCAAUGAAUAUAAAAAAAAAUCUGAGACAACAUGGACGAAAAGAAGCAUGAAACCCUGUUAGCAGAGAAGAAAUACUACAGAUUUGGAUUCCCGAGUGGUGUUCACUCUAAUAGCGAGCGAUGGCUAAAGAUUUUAAAAUUAACCCUGAUCUCUGGGUGGGAGGGAUGGAAUUACUCUCUCUCCUGUCAAUCAGAGUGCUACUAGCCAAUAGUGGGCCUCUUGUAUGCAGAAGAGGGCAGUUAGUGCUCUCCUCCAAGUGUGUUCAGCUGCUCUUUGAUAGAGAAUGAGCAGCAAUUUUGAAAAGAUGCGCUGGCUUCAUGUAUACUGCAGGAAGCACAUGCUAGCCCUCACACUCCCUGAUUCAUGGGGAGAACUAGUGUGUGGGAAUUGGCAAUGGCAUGAAAUUAGGUUACAAGUUUUAGUUAUCCAUAGAGAAAUCUCCAUGUUGGAUCUCUAACUAGCUGCCGUAAACUUCACAGAGUACGCACAUCUGCAUCAUUACAGACAUUACUGUGAAAUCAGAUAUGCUCAUUUUUCUUUUGCAGUGUCAAUACUCUGAAUAAGAAAUCAUUAACACAUAAUUAUUAAUAAUUAAUACAUAAAUCAGAUUUGUCAAGUUUGCUAGAACGUUUCCAGUGGUUUUUGUAAGCCCCGGGAACCUGAUGACCUGCUGUAGCUACAAUAAUGACAGCGGAUCAUUUUGAUCAGGAGGCUCCAAAUUUGUCAGCCUCAAAUUCCCUUUCUCAGUUUUGUGUAAUCAAAUGAACAUGAUCAACAUGCUGUUUGGCAAGCCAACAGCCAAAGAUCCUCUGGAGAUACACUUGCCUCUACAUUCUCUACGACUCUGUUCUGAUGAAGGCAGGUGGAUUACUUCAUUCACUAAAUGAAUGCACUUCUGUGAUGCAGCGUUUACAACAACUAUCAGGAUUUCUAGGUCUACCACGGCAGCACAGAGAUUAGUGUGCAGCUCAAGGCUUCUUCAGGGCUCCAGAGAAAAACCACAGGUCAGAGAGAAGCCAACCUCUUCUUCCAAACACCCCCUAGAAGCCAAGGUCACUUUCCCACAAUCCAUUUAGUCAGCCAAACCUCCCCAGGCCAAAAAGGCCCAGUCACAAUGUGGGGGAGAAUAAACACGAAAGGUUACUUAUGUGGCAGGAAAACACCGGAUGAUGCUUAAUGUGUUGUAAAAGUACACAUUUAAUAGGCCGAGUAUUUUUCAGGACAUUCUCUACACAAGCGGAUGGCAGGGGCAAAGGUCACAGAAAUGCCAACGCACUCUACACAAUCAUACGCUGAGUGUUAGUGUAGCAAGACAGAAUGAACUGCUGAGACCGGGGAGCUUGUUAUCCUUUGUUAUUCUUCAAAUUGUUCCAUCUGUGCUAUCGUGUGGGAUGUUUUGGCGGCUUGAUGAGGCCCUUAAGCAAAUAUACAAAAUAAAUCUUUAUUCCAGCCGUACAGUUUUUAACCACAGCCUCAGAAGCUGAUCUCGGAUCUCACACUCGGACUUUCAGCUGCGUGAAAACAAAAUUCUAUUUAAAUGCUGUUCUAAUCGAUGUUGUGUCAAAAUGUAUAAUUACAGUAAGGUGCAAAUUUAUGUACAUUAUUUAAAUAAAAUCCAUUUUUUGUUAAUGGAUAAUCAUUGUAGUGUUCCAGGCAUGUGUUUUUUUCCUUUUGUACUUGAGGAAAAAAAAAAUAACAGACUUAAUAAAUUGCUGAUUUUUUC
Pangasianodon hypophthalmus (striped catfish) is the source of this 4247-nucleotide messenger RNA. It is a transcript of the gene kctd15a, whose product is annotated as potassium channel tetramerization domain containing 15a. The transcript has 5 exons. Gene Ontology annotation, molecular function: protein binding. The record is from RefSeq and is a predicted model, not a curated record. Lineage: Eukaryota; Metazoa; Chordata; Actinopteri; Siluriformes; Pangasiidae. Gene Ontology annotation, biological process: protein homooligomerization. Bases 709 to 1506 code for a protein of 265 amino acids.